CCUUCUUAUGACAAGUAAGAGCCAAUACAGAACAAGUGAAAUAGAUCCCAAGUAAUCCCUUUUCUUCUCUGAAAAGUAUUAUUGCCCAAGUCUUUUCCAGGAGUAUGUAGCUUCCCUUUUUGCAAACAAUAAUUCUUAUUUAGAAGUUCUCUGAUGUAUUAUAGUCUUUGUAAUGUUACUGCCUUCUUCUUUGAAACCUUCUCUUGGAUUUUGGGCAAGGCAGCAUGCACCUCUUCAAGCUGUAGGAGUGCAGAAUCUUCAAGCAAUAAAAUCAUUUUGUGGCUGUGUGAGGCUUAGCUGAGGAUUCAAGACCAUGGUGCUUUCAUAAGCAUCAAAGCCAGAGAGAGACGAAUUUUUUGAUGACCCCUUAGUCCUGAGGACUUAUUAGCUCAUAGUGGCAAGAGGGAGAGACAUAGAUGGAGACAGCAUCAUGUUUUUGUUUCCUGAACAGUCUUAGUUUUAAACUUUCUGUCAACACUGGAUGUUGCCUGAAAGCCACCAGCUGACCAUCAAUGAUCAGUCUGACCUUGUGUCAGAUGCUGCGGAACUUCCCAGAAUUAAUCUCUGCUUCGAGCCUAGUAGAUGCUGGUGAACUAAAGCACAUCUCUUAGAAAAAUACACAAUCUUGAUUUCAAAUUUUCCAGCGAUGCUGAACCUACCACAGCCUUUGGUCAUUGCUCAAAAAAUACUGAAUUUUCUAGGGCCCAAAUUUGGCUUCUGGGGCACCUCUGUGAAGUAAGAACUCCUGCCAUGUGUUGGUUUCAUGGAAACAAAAUCAAAUUGAUUGUGCUGACUGGGGGGCCACUCAGCGGGACCUACAGGCUGCGCCAGAUUCACUUCCACUGGGGAUCCAAUGAUGAAGCUGGCUCUGAGCACACGGUGGAUGGGAUGAAGUAUGCGGCAGAGCUUCAUGUGGUCCAUUGGAAUGCAGAGAAGUAUUCCAGUUUUGUUGAGGCAGCUUGUCAGUCAGAUGGACUAGCAGUCAUGGCUGUAUUUCUGAAGAUUGGUGAAUGCAACCCUCAGCUGAACAAGAUUACUGACCGCUUGGACACCAUCAGAAUCAAGGGAAAAAAAGCACUAUUCACAAACUUUGAUCCCAGCUGUCUGCUUCCCAAGUCCCUGGACUACUGGACUUACUUUGGCUCUCUCACUGUUCCACCUCUUCUUGAGAGUGUCAUCUGGAUUGUUCUGAGAGAGCCCAUAAGUGUUUGUUCUGAACAGCUGGCCAAAUUCCGCAGCCUCUUGAGCACUGCUGAGGAUGAGGCCGCCUGCUGCUUGCUGAGAAACUUCCGGCCUCCCCAGCCUCUAAGGGGACGAGAAGUCAGAAGGAAUUGAAGGAGUAAAUCCAGAGUAGGCUCCCUCUGAAACCAAAGGCCAAAUUCAUUUUAAUAGUUAUUAUACUUUGUGAUGUUUAAUUUCUUUUGUGAGUUGUUUUUAACCAAUAGGUGUUGUUUUAUUAGUGGUUUCCAUGCAGUCAUUUCUCACACACGUAUGUCUGGAAUUAUCACAGGUUCAUUGAUGUUAACAGGUCUGACUGGGUUUGAGUGCAUUGUCUUGGAAGUACUGAGCCAUCAGCAUUGCAUACACAGAGGUCACUGCUAAUCAUAAGGGACAAAAAUGGUGAAGGAGUUGCCCAGAUUUUGCCACCAAAUUACUGAACAGGAUCCUUGGUAUUAUUGAUCAAGUAUAGGAUGUUUUGGGAUUAUUCUUCUGGUCUCUCACAUAACAUUUAGCUUCUGUAUAAACCUCACAUUGCAGUUCUCAAGGAAAAAAGUUUCAAGGAUGAUGUAAUUUCAUUGCUGACUUCUGCAAUACCAUAUUUACUUUCCUACAAAAAGUACUAAUGACUAGCAGCAUUUAAGUAGGACAGAUAUUUAUAUGAUCCUGUUAUUCUGGCUGCUUCAUAGCAGUAAUCAUGUACUGAUUGAUAGUUUUUAAAAAAGCAAAUAGUAAGGAUUUUGUAUAUUGCAAGAUCAUGUCAGGUAGAGUAGGUAUUCCUGAAUUUCACAAUGUCACAAGAUGAAAUUGUCCUGAAACCUGAAAACUGCAAGGUGGAAGGGCGUAGAGGGAGCUGUUUGUGCCUAAAUCCAGUUUGUUGCACUUGGUGAAACAUAAGGGAUUAUUACACUAUAUCCUAUAGCAUCAGACUAUAGCAUCAGACUUUUGCCCCUUAAAAUCAAGAGGCAGGGGUAGCUGUUGUUCCAGACCAUUGCACACUGCAGUGUGAACCACAUGCUGCUUACCUCUCAUCUCACUGUGGAGCACAGUACUGCCCAGGUGUAGAAUGUGUCAAGGUGCUGGCUGAUGUUCUGCUGUCAUAGGUGAACUUCAGUGGUUGCACUUGUAUUCCAAGACCAAAGAGAAUAGUCAGAGACAGCCAAAGAAAUUGGAAUCAUGUCAACAUAUAAUAAAAAGCUCAGCCCUUAGUAGCAAUAUGUUGAAACUUCUGUCUUUAUAAGUUGACUUGAGCCAGCGUUUCUCUCAGGAGCCUUUUUUAUCUGAAUAAAAUUGGGGUUUUUUUACACGAAAUAUUUUUAUUAAUGAACAUGCCAUAGGAUGUAGCUUAGGAUAGAAUUAGAUUUACUCUCAAACUGUGAGAACUACAUAGUUAAAUCAAGUGAGUGAUACCUGAAAGAGGCAGCUAGAGGUUUUACUGGCAGCAACUAACACCAAUCUCUGUAGUACUUCUGAUGAAUUCAUCUUCCAUAACUGCUCUCCUUUAGUUAAUUUUUAAAUAGGUUUUAUAUGCUCUGCCUUUUACCUUCAUGGGUCAUUUGAUCUUAGAUGAACAAAGAUGAGGGAAAUCACAAUUGGGAUUGACUUUAUAUGCUGUUUUAGAACAAUAAAUUAGACAUAGUGAUAUAGGUAUUUUAUCUCAGUUGAAGAUAUGUGGAAUUCUUUGUUUUCUUCUCCCCAGAAUAUAGCUAUUAUAUUCUGCAAGGCGUCCCAAUGCCUUUUGAGUAUUUUCUGAAGAAAAGAACACAGACCAUUGAAGAAAAAAAAAGGCAUUUAGCAGCACUAAAAAGAAGAGUGAGAGUGUGUUGUAUGUUUUCACUCCCUUUUUUAGACUUAGGAUUGGAUCUCAUGUGUUUCCCUGUUAUGUGAGUAGCUACAGAAUGUGGAAAAAAUGUUCACAAAUUGCAGGAAGGAUACAAAGGAUUUGUUGGUCUCAAAAGAGAAAGAAAUAAGGCUACUUCUUUAUAUUGUAAACAGAAGUUUUACAUAUUUCUUACAUAUUGUAAACAGUGGAGUUGAUUAAUUCUUUUAUAUUUAUAAGGGUUUUAUCAAAAUAAAAUAUGGAUUUUA
Molecule: messenger RNA, 3306 nt
Organism: Agelaius phoeniceus (red-winged blackbird)
Lineage: Eukaryota; Metazoa; Chordata; Aves; Passeriformes; Icteridae
Source: RefSeq, a predicted model, not a curated record